This is a messenger RNA of Lentinula edodes (shiitake mushroom), 1377 nucleotides long. RefSeq lists its product as uncharacterized. The record is from RefSeq and is a predicted model, not a curated record. The coding region runs from base 1 to 1377 and encodes 458 amino acids. NCBI's taxonomy places the organism in Eukaryota, Fungi, Basidiomycota, Agaricomycetes, Agaricales, Omphalotaceae. The transcript is spliced from 4 exons.
AUGGAUCCAAGGCUCUGUUCUAUUCCCCAGAAUGUAGUUGCGGCAACUGACAUUACUGCCGUCGUUGAACGAGGUCCUCCAGGAGCUCGAUUGCCCGUUGCGGAACGUUCAAACUACACGAUUGUUGUUUUGGUGAAAAAUGGUCGCUUGCUUAUCGUGCAAACUGAGGACAUCCCAUCUUCGGACGAAUGGCGUACAAUGUCAUACGACGAUGUAAUGGCGGAUUGUCGAGCUUACGAAGCGCUCCUCUCACAACGACUGUCAGUUGUUGCGUCUCUUCUUGACACGAUCGAAUUCGAAAAGUCACAAUUUGCGAUCUUAGUAUCCGAUGCCCAGCAGAGUCGUCUAGUAGCACAACCUUUGGACGAUAUACCCCCACUUAUAGCUCCAUUAGGAUGGCUUCCCCGAGUGCAAGAAUCAGACUUACUCGUCGUUCAAUGGCUGGACGAUAGGGUACAUUGUAUAUGGAACGACCAGCAGGUUGAUUUCUUUACAACCUUUGCUAUUCCGAAUCGAUGGAGGUUACAACAGAUGAUCACAAUAACACAUCUCCUUGAAAAAUCGAAAAUUCAUAUCACUUACGAACCACUUGCUAUCGUUCUACGGGGUGCUGAAGUGUCCGGCCUCAUUAUGGCCAGGGUUGAAGGGAGGUUACUCGAAAUGCGAGACCGUUCUCUGGAAAGUUCUUUGCAUCGAUUCAGAGUUUUUCUAUCUCAUCAUCUUGAACAGGUGUACAGUACCUUUACCCAGCUUCACGAAUCAAAUAUCAUGUUCGAGAUCGAACCUUUUAUGGACUGUUUAUUGGUUCACAAGGGAAAUCUUUGUCUCACUCAAUGUGUUCAUUGCUUGGUUCAGUACGAACCUGGGGACAGAGAGAGAGACCGACUCGAAGCCAGGUCUUGGCGAGCGUUGGACAAGCUCUUCGAUGAUCUCCCUCAAGUAGAUAGGUCGCUGGUCGUGGACAUGAACAGGUGCUGGCGUAAGCCGACUCUGCUCAAUUAUGUUCCCAAUCCAGAGCCUUUGAUUUUUCGCAUUAUCUAUUGGACCAAUACCUCUGCCGAGAAAUACCAAAACGCCGAGAGGAAAAAGAAGGACAGGCACUCUACGAAACCUCACCUCAAGUCAGACACCAAUAGCUUUAUGAGACACAAAACGGCCAAUUCUCUAUGGAAGCCCGCUUAUCAUCCUUAUGGUACAGACAAGUAUACCCUUCUAAUCUCCAGCCAACCCGAGAUUGCUCGUCGUACUUCAGACAAGCACAAUCGGAGAAGGGCCUCGAGAGUUGUUGUUCGAGGUGUUUCCAUGGCAAGUGACUAUACACUUGUAGAUGUGGAUGAUGAUACCACUGUAAUCGGUGAUGAGAGAUGGAUAUCCUGA